Molecule: messenger RNA, 405 nt
Organism: Stylonychia lemnae
Lineage: Eukaryota; Ciliophora; Spirotrichea; Sporadotrichida; Oxytrichidae
Source: the annotation of a GenBank genome assembly
AUGUCCAAGCAUCUUUUUAGUUCAGCACCAUCAACAAGCUAUGAGUUGAAGUAAUGCCACUCUGAGGCCAUACCUGGGGAUAGCAAUUAUAAAUAUGGAUACUAUUGCACUUAGUAGCAAGCAUGCUGUGAUUUCAAUAAUGAGAGCGAGGGUAAUAAAAAUGAUUUCAAAGAGUAAUUGGUAUAAUGCUGUCCUAGUGAGAAGAGUGUCUGCUGCGAGAGCAAGUAAAUUAGCCAACAGAGAUGGUGUUGUAGUAACACCGAUUAACAAUUGAUUUGUGGAUAAGAUUAUUUAACUUGCUAGAGGUAAGAUGGGAAAGUUAUAGACGGAUUAAAACUUGAGUUGGCUGAGAAGAUUAAGGUACCGAUUGUCAAAUUAAAAGAAAAAAUUAAUGAUUAAAAAUGA